This is a messenger RNA of Acaulospora morrowiae, 1187 nucleotides long. The record is from the annotation of a GenBank genome assembly. NCBI's taxonomy places the organism in Eukaryota, Fungi, Glomeromycota, Glomeromycetes, Diversisporales, Acaulosporaceae.
AAUAUUGUUGUCACAAAAUUGACAAGAGAAUUAGUGAAUUACUCAAGAAGAACAGUAAAAAGCGGUUGAGAAAACGUCAAUUACAAGCCAAAGCCGAAGCUGAGGGUGAUUUUAGUUACUUAAAAAAGAAGACCCCGCAAGCGCCAGUGAUAAAUGGCCAUCGGCAACCUACUCUCCCUAAGGUUGAUGAUAAUUCCCUUCUUCCUCCAUAUCCUCUGUCGCAAAAGCCAACUCUUCCAGAACCAGUGAGAAUGAACCUCCCGCCACAUGGUCAAAAUUCUGCUGGUUUACAGGGCUUGCAAAUUAAUCGCUCUGACACAAAUAAUCAUCAGCCUUAUAAAAAUAACGCAAAGGUAUCUUACCAGUUACCUGGAUCUGAAUACCCGCAACACCCAAAGCGUCCGCAAUUUUACACCAGAAAAACUCCUGCUCCUGGAAUACCACAACGUGGAUAUAAUAAUUUAGCAGCAAUGUCAGAACCUAUUCCCCAAAUACACGUCACGAGGUCGGAACCGACUUCCCCGAUACAUUCAGCGAUAUCAGAACCUAUACCCAAAUUAUACGUCGGGAGAUCAAAUCAUGUUCCUCAAAUAGAUGUCGCGAGAUCAGAGCCUAUCCCUCAAAUCGAUGUCACGUCUAAUCCCGUUCCUCAAGUAAAUGUCGCAAUGUCAGAGCCUAUUCCUUUAGUACCCCAAUCUAUUCCCCAAGCAUAUGCUACAAAGUUUGAACCUGUUUAUCAAGCAAGUAUCACGACAUCACAAUCCAUCCCCUCCAUCGAGUUGCAAUCCACUUUUCAACAGCAAAUAAAACCAAUAGAAGCGUCAUACGAUUGUGUAGACAUAAUUGAUAAUUAUCAUAGUUAUAGCAAAUCUGGUGUCAAUAACUAUAAUAAUCAUGUUAAUAAUAAUUACCCCGAUAAAAAUAAUUACAAUUACAAUAGUAAUAAUUAUGCCGAAAAUAGUUUUAACAAUUAUAACGGUAAUAAUUAUACGAAUAAUAAUUAUAAUAAUUUUAGUCAGCCUAUAGUUGAUGUGGAGCGUCACCACGAGAACAAUUUUACUUCAAGUUCGCAAUCACAUCAACUGCCAAACCAAACGGCGCUACCAGUUAACCAGUCGAUGUAUGAUUAUACGCAACAACAAGGAAGUAGUAAAGUAAUAGAAGAAGAAUAUUAUUAUGCACAAUGA